Poecile atricapillus (Black-capped chickadee) is the source of this 7451-nucleotide messenger RNA. RefSeq names its product TBL1X/Y related 1 (gene TBL1XR1). The coding region runs from base 429 to 1970 and encodes 513 amino acids. Gene Ontology annotation, cellular component: histone deacetylase complex. Gene Ontology annotation, biological process: regulation of transcription by RNA polymerase II. The transcript is spliced from 17 exons. The record is from RefSeq and is a predicted model, not a curated record. Lineage: Eukaryota; Metazoa; Chordata; Aves; Passeriformes; Paridae. Gene Ontology annotation, molecular function: protein binding; transcription corepressor activity.
UUUUUUUUCCCCCUGGUGUUUUUUUUUUUUCCUCCUCCUCCUCUCGGUGUGGACACCUUAAAAAUACAUAUAUAUAUAUAUCUAUUAUCGAUAACUCUACGCGUGUACACACACACACUCACACGGGCAGGGAUGUGCGCGUAUAUACACGCGGCGGUAUAAAACACACGGGAGGAGGAGAGACAAUCCAGGGUGAAUUCCUCGUGCCUCCAUUCCCUGGGAAAGGGGGGAGCAGCCGCUCGCAAGCAUCACCCUUCUGUGGCAAGAGGCACCCGAAAGGAAAACAAACUUCUGCAUAUCAAUGCACUGCCAAUGGUGGUGUAAUACCAAGGGCUGUACUGCUGCCACAUCACAAUUUUGUGGGGUUUCAGAGAGUAGUUCUGGGUUGUGUCCUUUGUUGUGACCUCAUGGUUUAACUGGGAAUAAAGAUGAGUAUAAGCAGUGAUGAGGUUAACUUCCUGGUAUAUAGAUACUUGCAAGAGUCAGGGUUUUCCCAUUCAGCAUUUACCUUUGGUAUAGAGAGCCAUAUCAGCCAGUCUAAUAUAAAUGGUGCUCUGGUGCCACCAGCUGCUUUGAUUUCCAUCAUCCAGAAAGGUCUGCAGUAUGUAGAGGCAGAAGUCAGUAUUAAUGAGGAUGGUACCUUGUUUGAUGGUAGGCCGAUAGAGUCUCUCUCACUGAUAGAUGCAGUGAUGCCUGAUGUGGUACAGACAAGACAACAGGCCUACAGAGACAAACUUGCACAACAGCAGGCAGCAGCUGCUGCAGCUGCAGCCGCCACCAACCAACAGGGAUCAGCGAAAAAUGGAGAAAAUACUGCAAAUGGAGAGGAGAAUGGAGCACACACUAUAGCAAAUAAUCACACGGAUAUGAUGGAAGUAGAUGGAGAUGUGGAAAUCCCUCCCAACAAGGCAGUGGUGCUGCGUGGCCACGAAUCCGAAGUGUUCAUCUGUGCCUGGAAUCCCGUUAGUGACCUUUUGGCCUCAGGCUCUGGCGAUUCGACAGCGCGGAUAUGGAACCUCAGUGAGAACAGCACGAGCGGCUCCACGCAGCUGGUGCUCCGGCACUGCAUCCGGGAAGGGGGGCAGGAUGUGCCCAGCAACAAGGACGUGACAUCGCUGGAUUGGAACAGUGAAGGUACACUUCUAGCAACUGGGUCUUAUGAUGGCUUUGCAAGGAUAUGGACUAAAGAUGGUAAUCUUGCCAGCACCUUAGGGCAACAUAAAGGUCCUAUAUUUGCGUUAAAAUGGAACAAGAAAGGAAACUUCAUUUUAAGUGCAGGAGUGGACAAGACCACAAUUAUUUGGGAUGCCCACACUGGCGAAGCCAAGCAGCAGUUUCCAUUUCAUUCUGCACCAGCAUUAGAUGUUGAUUGGCAGAGUAACAACACAUUUGCCUCUUGCAGUACAGACAUGUGUAUUCACGUUUGUAAACUAGGACAAGAUAGGCCCAUCAAAACCUUCCAGGGUCACACAAAUGAAGUAAAUGCAAUCAAAUGGGAUCCAACUGGUAAUCUGCUGGCAUCCUGCUCUGAUGACAUGACUCUAAAGAUCUGGAGUAUGAAACAAGACAGUUGUGUCCAUGAUUUACAAGCACACAACAAAGAAAUUUAUACUAUCAAAUGGAGUCCUACAGGACCAGGAACAAAUAAUCCAAAUGCCAAUCUUAUGUUAGCAAGUGCAUCCUUUGAUUCUACUGUUAGGUUAUGGGAUGUAGACAGAGGAAUUUGUAUUCAUACUCUGACAAAACAUCAAGAACCUGUGUACAGUGUAGCUUUCAGUCCUGAUGGCAGGUACCUGGCCAGUGGCUCCUUUGAUAAAUGUGUACACAUCUGGAAUACACAGACAGGUGCCCUAGUUCACAGUUAUCGGGGAACAGGAGGGAUUUUUGAGGUUUGCUGGAAUGCAGCAGGAGACAAAGUUGGAGCAAGUGCUUCAGAUGGUUCAGUUUGUGUAUUAGACCUCCGGAAAUAGCGCUCUUAGUUGGAAGCCAUGGACCGACUAUGAAUGUGUACAUAGCCAAAAUGACUGUCCCUGACCCAUGUACUGCUAUAGUCCCAAUCGAACCAUGGCCAGUCCACUACAGCCAAAUGUAAAAGAAAUAUAUACAUAUACUGUAUAUAAAAAAAGAAAAAAAGGAGAAAAGAAAAAAAAAAAAAAAAAAGAGGAGAAAAAAAAAAAAUUACACCCUGAAGAGGAUGACAGAGUUUUGUCACAGCUUGUGAAUCCUGUUCACCAAGUGCUGGAAUCUGCUGUGCCCCAAAAUAACAUUUAAAGGUUUUGGAUAUGAAAAACAGAAGAGCACGAGAGAGAGAGAGAGAGAAAUAUACCAUAUACAAGAGCAGACCCAUAUACAUACCAAAAUCAGAAGAUACUAAUGGCAGCCUUCAUUACCCCUUCCCCCAUGAAAUCCAUUCUCACGUGGAUUAUGGGGUAUUUUUGUUUUCCUUCUCAGUAGUUGAGCAGUUUGUGUGUACAGAGAAAAUGGACUUAACAGAAAUCUGCAGCAGUAGGUUUUUUUUCUUUGCUUUUAAACAUUGGGUUUUCUGUUUUGUUUUGGUUAAAUUUAUGGAUGCAUGAAGUAAGGGAGUGAUUUAGUUUCUUGUUUAUAUUUUUUCACCUUGGGAAAAAAAAAAAAAAAAGAGUUUCUUUGAAAAAUGUUUCGAUGAAUCCUUUGAAGAGGUAGUUUGAACCUGGUAAUACUUGGUACAUUUUGUGGCUCCCAGAGCACAAUUUUGUGAACAGAGGGAGGGUGGAAAAGGGAUUAGGGAGAGAGAAGAAAAAAAAAAAAAUCCUUCUUUGCAGCGUGAUAUUUCACAUCCUCAUCUACAAAGUAGGAUGGAAAUGGGUAUUGUGCUAUGUUUGACUUUUUGGUGACAUGGCUGGAAUGCAGUAAUUUCUUAUUUGGGACAUAAUUCUGCCAAACUUAAGAACAGAAGGGCACAAAAACACAGGAAAAAAACCUAAAACAAACAGGGAUGCAAAAAAAAAAAAAAAAGAAAAAGAGAAAAAAAAAGAGGAAAAACGCAUCUUCUGUUGCUUUAAGACCAUAGCUAAAAUAUGGUUCAAUUGUGCACUAUUGUGAAAAGGAGCAAAGUAUAGCUGGGGGAUUUUGUUUAAGAGGUUAAGAUCUUUCUGGACAAGGGUUCAUGCCACAGCUUCCUUGAGAGUUGCCCAUCAUUAUUUGUAGGAGCUUAGAUGUAUAAUUGUAACCAAACUCCAGUAUUAAAAGUAUUUCAUGUAAUUUUUCUUUAUUAAAAUAAAAUCUUUGGCAUAUAUUUGAUAACACUGCCAUUAAGAGGCAAAAUGUUUACUACCUUAGAUUUAAAAAAAAAAAAAAUCUUAAACAGAGGACUUGCUUCAAGUUUAUUUUAAUAGCAGUGAUUCAGCUUAUUUAAAAGAUGAAUACUUGCACUAAUUCCCCUGCUGCUCCGGUCCUGCAGUUUAUUGUAUCUUGUGACUACAUUUUUCUCCAAAUAUAGGGUAGAUGUAAGCUGCUAUUUUUUUAAUAAUCACUACUAUAUAGUGUCUUUUACUCUGUUUACAAUAUCAAGUAUUUUUCUUACAAUGACAGAUGUAUAUGGCAAACCUUUUUCUGCUCAUGUGAUUAAAAGUAUACUAAUAGUGAUUUUAUUUGUAAAUGAUAGCAUGAGGUUGUGUUUAUGCGUAUGUGUAGUCGAAAAGGUUGCAUCAUGUCUUGCAUAAGAUUCCAAGAGUGUAAAUUUAUAAAAAGAGAGGUUGUCAAAUUUAUGUCACAGACAUUUUACUUAAGGAAUGGUUUAUAUUACAGAGCUUUGCAAAGUUAUCGGUUUUAUAACACUAUUUCAAUCACAAUUAAUUUUGUGGCUUAUGAUUGUUAGUCUCUAACCUAUUUUUUUAUUCGUUUGGGGUUUUUUUUUCCCCCCUCCAAGUGAAGUAUGAAUUCAUUUAAUUGAGAUAAUGCAGCUUUGACAUUUUAACCGUUGUUCAUUAGGCAUUGAUUUCUGCUAUUUCCAUGAAAUAAACACGACUUGAAGCAAGUCUGAGUUUGGCUAAGGUAGGGUAGCAAUUUGCCAGUGGUAAAGACAAGUCAACAAUACAUUGUUUAUCUACCCCCCAGGAUUAUACUGCUAUCACACACAGCGUUUAAAACCAACACCAAGUCAUAUCCAUAAAGACAGUUAUCCGUGGUGGUUCUGUGCCAGCUAUUUUUAGGGUUUUGGAACAUAUUGCAAAUGUUUAGAGCAAUUACCCUGUGAGUUACAAUAUGUAGGAAACCUAAUAUAUUGAGUGUCUGGCACUUGAAAUAUUGCUUUUAUUGCUGGAGGUCCAUGACUGUGGCUGACCUCUGUCAUUUAAUGAAAAAAAAAUAAAAAUAAAAAAAAAAUUCUGUGCAAUAAUUUUAAACUGUGCUCCCAGGAAUAGACACAAAUGUUUUGAGUAUGUUUAAGCUGCAUUUUUCGUUUAGCAAUGCAUUUGUCAAUUGCACUGAAUUUAAAUCCUGAAAGUCAGAAGUGAUUCUUGAUAGUACUUUUGUAUUUUAAUAUGGACAGUUUAUUCAUUUUCAUAAAAGUUAUUGGAUUAUUCUUUCAGCCAAUCUAAACAAUUGUGGUGGAAUUCCGUGACAUAGCUGCAAAAUCACACAGCCAUGUUUUAGGGUAUUGCCAUUUUCCUCUUUCUCAAUCAUCAGCUGUUUUGGUUGUAAUUGUAAUUGCUUCAGCAUAGCAUCACACACACUCAGAAAUAGAGAACACCAGAGCUUCAGCACGUCCAGGCCGGGGCUGUCAGCUGUGGGUCCGGCAGGAACGCCGGCUCCCUUGGCCCGAGCGCUCCGGGCACGCGGGCAGAGCCCUGCCCCAGCGGGGGCCAGGCCACGUCCCCGAGCCGAGCUCCGGCCGUAGCUGUCCAGCUGUCCUGCCUCGCUGCCCUGGGGCCAGGCCACGUCCCCGAGCCGAGCUCCGGCCGUAGCUGUCCAGCUGUCCUGCCUCGCUGCCCUGGGGCCAGGCCACGUCCCCGAGCCGAGCUCCGGCCGUAGCUGUCCAGCUGUCCUGCCUCGCUGCCCUGGGGCCAGGCCACGUCCCCGAGCCGAGCUCCGGCCGUAGCUGUCCAGCUGUCCUGCCUCGCAUGCCACAGUGCUGCUCCUGCUCCCGCGCUCCGCACGCCCGGAGCCGCCGCGUGCCGGCCGCGCCGCGCGCUGCCAACCACAAACCGGACAAAACCACACAGAACCGUGACGUUCAUUCCUGUCUUGCAUAGCACAGAGGCCUCGUGUUCCCGGCUGGGGUGCACUGUCCAAACUGCUCCUUUCAAAGGGGAAGCCAAAGGGCAGCAAGGCCCUGACUUUGUGUAGCGUGUACGUACAUCCUCAGUCUUACAAUUGGAGUCAUUCCUAUUUUUAUCAGUUCAACGCGGUAACAGGCAAAUAUCCCAACAGAGGAUAAAAGGAAGGGGAAAAGCUGGGCUCAGAAUUAAUGAUGGGAUAAGAAAUGAACUGCUCUUGAGUUCGCUGUCUCUCUGUGCAUCCAUCUCUGAAUCCCGUUUCUCAUUUUUGCAUGACCGGAUCCAGGUUUCUGUAGAGUUCGUCUUUUUCUAUUUUUACUUUACCUUUUUCUGCAUUUUUAAAUUGAUGUAAAGAUUCCCAACCAGUGGACUUUUUAGUGUAGUUAAGAGAAUAUCUAGGUCUUCAUAAAAGCUUUUUUAGACUCUUUGUAAUGUUGGUAAACUGAGUUUAUUCUGGGACUACCAUUGUGCAGGGUUAUUUAGCAUGUCUACUAGAUGAUUGGAAAUCUUAUAUGAAACACUAAAAGUGCCUCUUUUUCUGGGUUGGGUGGAGGGGAGGUAGUAGUUACCAGAGUCAGAACGACAUGGCAUUUCAAAGCAUGUUUCUUGAUUUCGUGACACUUUAAUGCAUCUUGAGAGAAAGGCCAAAGAUUUCUACCGAUUUUAAUUGAUUUUCAUUUUAAAAAGCACUCCUUUUUCCUUACACUGCUUACCUCAUGCUAGGGCGUCUGAUGGGGCGUUGUACCUUGGGCAUGUCCUUUGUGUUUAGGGAGAGCAGUGGGUGCCGCUUUGCCAGCAGAGCGAGCUCAGCAGCUGACGCCUUCAAUUCUGCUGCAGGAAGGAGCUUUGUUACCACUGCAGACUGGGGGCUGCAGCCUGUCCAUGCAAGGUUGUCUGGUUUUGUCUGUUUAGCGCAAGAGGGGAGCCCUGGGACCUGAUUUUUCCAGUAUUUACUUCACCAGAAAUCCCACUGUCUGUCACUUCACGAGGAGCCCGUGCCGGGGUGAGCGCUGGAGGCGCCGGGGCUGUGCCGAACCCCGGUGUGGAUAAAACGAGCCACAUCCCCCUGGAGCCGAGGGUCCCCGCUGUCCCUGGGGUUUUGCCAGAGCAGGGCAUGCCAGAUUUAGCCCAGUUCCUUUUCAUCUGAAGAGCAGGAUAGCGCCUCCCUUCCCAAAGCCCUGUAGAGCCAUUCCCCAGUGGGAUCACUUCCACCCUCUCCAGACGCCUGAAGAAAGCAGAAGCAACAUUGUGGCAUGUUAGAAGCAAACACGGCUUCGGGAGACAGCAGUAAAUCUCCAUCAAGAUCCCUGACAUUUUCCGUAGGGAGAGAGACAUGGAGCAGUCCUCACUUCUCCCUCUAGAGAAAGCUCUGAAAUACCACGAGCUGUGAAAGUGUGACUGUCUUCACUGUCAGUCUGGUGGGAGGCAGACGAAGCAGGAAAAUCUGCCGUUUCGAGUGGAUUGCAGAUUUAGUGUUAAUAGUGCUUCAGAUCAGUAGUUUUGAGUACAUAAUUCGCUUUCUCUGCCUUUAAGUUUGAAGCUUGACAAUAACUUGAGGCAUGUUUUUGUUUUGUUUUGUUUUUUUAUUUUUAAAUAAUCAUUCAUUUUUACUUCAUAAUGUUUUUUGACAUUUGUGGGUAAAUACAAGAAAACAGUCUGCAUGUUGUUGCUAGUCCAGUGUACUUUGCAAUCUUGUCCUCAACAGACUGCAGUGUGCAGAACAGUAAUUCUAGAAUACAGAAGUAAUUUUCUCUCUCUCCUGACAUUGACAUUGUAGUUGUAAUGGUUUCAUUUGGAGUUACAAAUCCUUUGGGUCUAAUUCUGUGAGCCUACCUAUAGCACUGGAUUAAAAUGUCUGCAUCAUUUCUUCAGUUAUCCAGUUAAACUACAACUGUUGUAAAAGUGUAAACCAGCCCAUGACAGUUUUUUGUACUUGUUUAAAGGACUUUUAUUGUUCAGUUUUCAUGAUUAUUGUCUAAAGAAGACUGAUAAUAGAUGUUCUAUACUGUCCUGGACCAUGUUAAUUACACUUUAUGAUGUAUUUUGGUUCUACAUCACAAUGAUUUGUCCCCAAGGCCCUUAUAUCCCUUCUAGGCACAUUUUCUGUUGCAGUUUCCCUUUGCAUUGUAUUGCUUUGACAACUGUAAUUUGAAUCAGAUCUGAAAGAGGUCCAGAAUAAAAUAUAUUUUGAUAUUA